AUGUUGGCGGCGCAUCGCGACCAAGAGAACCUGGUUCACAGCCAGCAAGUUCCCACCAAACAGCAACACAAGACCCCGGGCGCCCGAUACCCCAAGACGCCAUCUCGGUUUGCUCAGCACGAUGAGAACGCGCCCACCGCUUUUACCGGCAAGACUGGUCUUGGAGGAGCAAAGACCUUUCUUGGAAAUGAUAAGACUCUGGCCAAGGGCCAUGGAGCUCAACAGGCCAUGGUGACUCCCAUGGGAACUCGAAGCAGAGCUCCCCUUGGCAACAAAACCACCAAUGCCAAAGCUAAGAAUGGGCAGGCGGGCGGCGUCAAGGACAUUGUCAAGGAGAUCGAGAAGACGCAGCUCAAGCCAACAGCUCAGAAGCCCAAACUCCGACCAGUCGACCUCGCACCGCUCGAGUUCAGAGUUAAGGAAGAACAAAAGGCGAUCGAGCAAGAGGAAGAGGAGCCUGAAUACGCUCCACCAAAACCCAAGGACUUGCCUUAUGAAUCUGAUGUCUUUCCCAAGGGCCUCUUGACUCUUGAGGGUCUCAAGAAGGAGAACCUUCUCAAGGGUUAUUAUCAGCAUUUCUACAACCCUGUAGAUGAUCAGGGUGUUUCUCGUCAGGACAGGGAAUUCGAAGCGGCCUUGAAAAAGGUGGCAACCAAGGCCGAGGAAAGAAAUAAGCAGGAGGUUGAUGCCCUCACUUGGAACAUCGAUGAUCUUUCGGAGACUGAGGACCAUGCCAAGCCAGCGGUAACCAAGAAUGCAGCCGCCGGGGUUUCGGGCCAGAAAAGAACGGGCAUUCGAUCCAAGCAGCCUUCCAGCCUUGCCUCGAGGCGCGCUGCAUCGGCACUGUCGAUUCACUCGGACACUAGCAGCAACACCAAGGUCCCGACUGUCGCACGAACGACGAAGGCUAGGAAGCCUCUCAGCUCCCUGAUUCAGGGCAGAAAGACCACUCGUGCCGUCGCUCCUACGAAGGCCUCGCAUGCCGAUAGCGCCACUGCACAAGCUGCGUCAAGAACCACCAUCGGUUACAACCGAGGCCGAUCUGCCUCAUCCAUGAUGCAAGCCCAAACUCGUGGAGCUGGCGCGACAGUCAGGCCUCAGCGUUCGGUCAAGCCUGUGGAGACACUCGACUCCAUCCAGUCUGAUGCGACGAUCACACCGGCUCGCCUUCGCCAGGCGACGUUGAAGAAGCAAGAGAGCCAGCCUCGCCCCCAGUUCAUGUCCAUCUUCGAUGAGGACAGCGAAGGCGACGACCUCGGACCAUUGAGUCAACCUCUGGUGCUUUCCGACGACGAAGACGAGUUUGAAUUGAAGCUGAACUUCUGA
This is a messenger RNA of Fusarium falciforme, 1326 nucleotides long. RefSeq lists its product as hypothetical. The record is from RefSeq and is a predicted model, not a curated record. The transcript is spliced from 2 exons. Lineage: Eukaryota; Fungi; Ascomycota; Sordariomycetes; Hypocreales; Nectriaceae. Bases 1 to 1326 code for a protein of 441 amino acids.